Messenger RNA from Paramisgurnus dabryanus, 1530 nucleotides. RefSeq lists its product as uncharacterized. The record is from RefSeq and is a predicted model, not a curated record. Lineage: Eukaryota; Metazoa; Chordata; Actinopteri; Cypriniformes; Cobitidae. Gene Ontology annotation, molecular function: RNA polymerase II cis-regulatory region sequence-specific DNA binding; DNA-binding transcription factor activity, RNA polymerase II-specific. Gene Ontology annotation, biological process: regulation of transcription by RNA polymerase II.
UUUGUCAUUGCAAAGGUAAAAGAAUCAAAAUGAAUGACCAGUGGAAUUCGGCAUUUACAGACAAUGUCUACAUAUCAAAAAGAAGCUUUAGAAAGACUCUCAUCUGUAAAAGACGUUAUGUACCCGUAGAGAGUAACUUUAUUGAGAACGAAACCAAAACGGAGAAUCCUAAUCAAUCAAGCUGUGAAAAAAGAGUAACCAAAAUUCCGAGUGUGCAAGAGACCGUUUGCUUAAAUCCAAGGAUUCAAGCUACACACCAUUCCCCUGGAAGAUCUGAAGAAUCCUCUCAGGAGGAAGAAAGAGUGGAUGAGGCCGAAAUCACUGCACCUGGACCUGACUCGCAAUCCCAACUCACGAGUCCUAAGAAAUGGGAAGAGGAUAGUAUUCCCGAAGUAGAGAUAAAACAGGAGGUGCACAUCAUUAAGCCAUGCGCACAGGAAGAGGGGAAGAGUGAAGAUGAGGUGGAGAGACCAAAGCAGGUCCUGAAAAGUCAGUUUGUGUUUGCGUCUAUGAAAAAGCGAGGGAGAGAGGGAGACACGGAGGACCGUCCGCACAAGUGCACUUAUUGUAACUGGGCUUUCAAGAAGUCCAGCAACCUUUCGAGUCACAUGAAAACUCACUGUGGCCUCAGGCCGCACGUCUGUGACGUGUGUGGAAAAGCCUACUCACACCAGGGUACACUGCAGCAACACAAACGGCUCCACACCGGUGAAAGACCGUACCAGUGUCCCUUCUGCGAAAAAACCUACAUCUGGUCCUCUGACUUUCGCAAACACGUUCGGACGCACACGGGCGAGAAGCCUUACAUCUGCGAGGAAUGUGGUAAAGACUUUGUGCGCUCGUCCGACUUGCGUAAACACAUGAGGAACGUGCACAUCAACGACAAGCCUUUCCUUUGCAAGCAGUGUGGCAAAACCUUCAACAAGCCGCUGUCUCUCCUCCGUCACGAACGCACGCAUUUGGGCGAGAGACCUUUCGUCUGUCCAGAGUGCGGAAGGUCGUUUGCUCAGGCCAGUCGGAUGGCGGAGCACAGGAAGAUCCACAGUGGCGUGCGUCCCUACAUGUGUCCGGUUUGCCCUAAAGCCUUCACUAAGUCCUCUAACCUUGCUGAACAUCUAACAGUGCAUACUGGAGUAAGGCCACACAAGUGCUCAGAAUGUGGGGUGGCAUUUGCUAUGGCAUCCCGAUUGGUUCGUCACCAACUUACUCAUGCAGCCAAGUAAUCCGAUCACUGCCAGGGCUGUAAUGCAACAUUCAGCCACUUUGUGGCACUCGAGAGGCACCAGGAACAGCUGGUGAAGUGAUGCCUUGCUCAACAAACACAUGAAGAGCCAUGCCAACUACUGUACUUAACUAGAAAGAGCAUUGUGUAAGCAAUAAAAAAAACAUUCAUCAUGAACAUUUUUACAGGGAAUACAGGGAAAUGUGGGGACCAAAAUAUUUUGAUUUCUACUUGAUCACUGGGUAUUCUCCAGUACAUAAACACAAAGGUGACAGUAACCUGCUAUUUAUAAUGACCUCUUGUAACAU